UUCGUGUCAUAAACUAUGACUGCAGUGACUCUGCAAGAUUGAUGUCUUUCUUGUAAGGACCUAACUUUCAAAGGGGCAAAGCAUACUUACAAUGAUGUGAUGGAACUUAGAAGGAAGAAAAAAAGAGCUCCCUGAAGAUGCCUGGCUUAUAUUGCUUCAAACUGUCUGGACACUUGCUGUUUAACUGCUGAAGCUUUCCUACCAUUUGUUUUUCUCCUGAACCCUUAAUCUAUUGAGGAAUCGGACGUGGCUGCUAUGGAAUCAAGACCAACUAAAACAUGAGAAGAUGUAUUCAAGAUGAUCCAGCCAGAUUUUUCACGUCAUAGAGAUCUUAUUUUUGUUCAAUAUGUAAUAUAAUUUGACAAAGCCAAGUUCAGUUACUUCUCUUGAAAUUAAGACACACCUGUGGCCUUCAUCAGAAAUGUUUCUAACAUUUUCAAGAAAAAAUAUGUCCCAGAAACUGAGUAUGUUUUUAUUAGUUUUUGGAAUCAUUUGGGGUUUGAUGUUGCUACGCUACACUUUUCAGUAUCCAAGACGCCAAAGCAGUGCCGAGUUGCGUGGACAGAUACUAGAUCUAAGUAAAAGAUAUGUCAAAGCACUGGCAGAAGAAAAUAAAAAUUUAAUGAACGGUGGCGGUGGAGCCUCUAUGGCAGGAUAUGCUGAUCUUAAGAGAACAAUUGCUGUUCUUCUGGAUGACAUCUUACAACGCCUCGUGAAAUUGGAAAACAAAGUUGAUUACAUCGUUGUGAAUGGCUCAGCAACAAAUACCACUAAUGGAACUAGCAAUCAGGUGCCAGUAACUUCAAAUAAACGUGUAAAACCAGCAAGCAACAUUAGAUAGCAAACAGGGCCAAUGUGUGUUGCUGCAUCUAUGAUAGGUAAUAUUUAAGAUAAGCUUUUUAUUUCUGGCUAGGGCAAAGCAGUAGUUGACUCUAAAAGAAGCGUAAACUAUUCUGUUAUACAAUGUGCUGGAUCUGUGUAGGCCUAACUUAAUGUGCAUAGGUUCUCAAAGCAUUAUUUCAUUGCCUUUGAGCAGUACUUCUGAAGUGAUCUUUGUUGUCUUUAAGGAUAUUUUGGUAUCAUGAUUUGAUGUAGUAUGCCAUUGGAUAAUAAUAAUAAAUGGAAAGCAAUGGGGAACUUAUGGGUAGGUUUCUAAAUAUAUUUAUUUAAGUAUAAAUAUAACAUAUCUUUUGGAUAGGUGAGCAGUAUUGUAGCUUAUUCAUUUUUUGUGAUCUGCGUUAAGCCAAGGUAACUGAGGAAAACGCAUUGUUAAACAGGUGUUAGAAAAUGUAUAUACUUACAAUAUUUUGUUACUCAUUUACUAAAACAAUAUUAAAUUGAGGAUAGCAUUGGCGGAAAUAUUUUAAAAUUGUGACCCAAAGAAUGUCUUUAUUUGCACUAUCUGUCAGAAUAGCUAGAGAAAAUUUACUGUAUAUUUAAGAAAAUUAA
Molecule: messenger RNA, 1449 nt
Organism: Aptenodytes forsteri (emperor penguin)
Lineage: Eukaryota; Metazoa; Chordata; Aves; Sphenisciformes; Spheniscidae
Gene: CCDC126
Product: coiled-coil domain containing 126
Exons: 4
Coding region: 422-841 (139 amino acids)
Source: RefSeq, a predicted model, not a curated record